Molecule: messenger RNA, 5078 nt
Organism: Girardinichthys multiradiatus
Lineage: Eukaryota; Metazoa; Chordata; Actinopteri; Cyprinodontiformes; Goodeidae
Gene: adcy2b
Product: adenylate cyclase 2b (brain)
Exons: 21
Coding region: 633-3332 (899 amino acids)
Biological process (GO): adenylate cyclase-inhibiting G protein-coupled receptor signaling pathway; intracellular signal transduction; cAMP biosynthetic process
Cellular component (GO): plasma membrane
Molecular function (GO): adenylate cyclase activity
Source: RefSeq, a predicted model, not a curated record
AGACACACACUUUUCUCUCCUGAGCACACACUCUUUUACCCAGUAGCUCCCUCUCUAGCACAUUGGUACAGCCUCUCUCCUCUCACUCUCCUAUCCUCCCUCCCAAAUAUACACACGUGCUCUCCCUCUCUCAGUCCUCAUCUGCACCUCAGCACAGUAACACGCUGCUUCGUCGCGGGUGCAAUGCAGAGCGCUGAGCAGGGUUCUUUCAGCUCUCCAUCACCCUGACCCUUCAUACAGAGCAAACAAGAAGCAGAACCUGGAGGGGGGGGGGAAGCUAAAGUCUUAUAUUCCUUUUUCGGAGUCCGAACAAUCCCAUCUUACUGACAGGAGGAAGAGGAGGAGGAAGAUCUGUUUUCACACUGUCCUGACUCAAUUUGUCACGUCCAGCUGAAGGAGCUACAAGUGAUGCAUGGGAGACUAGGAGCUAGAAAGUUGUCUCUCUUUACCUCAGUUGUUUAUUGAUCAGUAGCAGCUGAGGAAACUUUUAAGAAGGAAGAGGAGGGGGGCGGUGGACAGUCCGCAGGUGAGAAACUCUCCUCGCCCUCUUCCUUUUCCCAUCCACGCUGUUUUUAUUUUUGGUUGCAUUUGUCAGGAAGAAAGCAGCACCAUCCUUCCAGCGGCUGCUACCCAUGUGGCAGGAGGCUCUGUGGACCCGCGGACGCUAUCUGCUGGAGAAGAGCGAUGGGGGCGAGGGGGGCGAGGGGCCCGACAGCCUGGGAGACGGCUGCCCUGGGUUCCAGAGCGAGGUGUGCCUCGAGGUGGAGAAGCCUCAGGACUGGCUGUACGAGUCGUACUACAGGAUGAGCCAGCAGCAUCCGCUGAUCGUGUUCCUGCUGCUGAUCGUCAUGGGAACUUGCCUUGCACUGCUGGCCGUGUUCUUCGCAUCAGGAUUGAACACAGAGGAUCACAUGACGUUCCUGAUCGCCGUGUCUGCUGCUCUCUUCCUCUUCUUGUCCAUUUUCAUCCUAGUCUGCAUUGAAUCUGUCUUCAAGCGGAUGCUGCGUCUCUUCUCUCUCCUGACAUGGGCUUGUCUGGUCACCAUGGGUUACCUGUUCAUGUUCUCCGGGGGCAGGCUCAGUCCCUGGGACCAGGUGUCAUUCUUUCUGUUCAUUGUGUUUGUUGUUUACACCAUGCUGCCCUUCACGAUGAAAUGGGCCAUCAUUGCCAGCGGUAUAACCUGCCUCUCACACACCGUCACCCUCAGCAUCUGCCUGACCUCCACCGUCACAGAACUGGAACCUCUAGUAUGGCAGAUCCUGGCCAAUGUGAUCAUCUUCACCUGUGGAAACCUGGCCGGGGCGUAUCACAAGCACCUCAUGGACCUGGCGCUCAAACAGACCUAUCAAGACACUUGCAACUGUAUCAAGUCACCCAUCAAACUGGAGUUUGAGAAGCAUCAACAGGAGCGUUUACUGCUGUCCUUGUUGCCUGCCCACAUAGCCAGAGUAAUGAAAGCUGAAAUCAUCCAAAGGCUGCAGGGACCAAACUUUGGCCGAACAGAGAGCACCAACAACUUCCACAACCUCUACGUGCAGCGGCACACUAACGUCAGCAUACUCUACGCCGACAUUGUGGGCUUCACUCGGCUGGCCAGCGACUGCUCCCCUGGUGAACUUGUACACAUGCUGAAUGAGCUCUUUGGCAAAUUUGACCAGAUUGCAAAGGAAAACGAGUGCAUGCGGAUCAAGAUCCUGGGUGACUGUUAUUACUGCGUGUCCGGACUUCCCGAGUCGCUGCCAAACCACGCCAGGAACUGCGUGAAGAUGGGCCUGGAUAUGUGUGAGGCCAUCAAGAAGGUCCGAGAUGCCACUGGAGUGGACAUCAACAUGCGCGUUGGCGUCCAUUCUGGAAACGUCCUCUGCGGUGUGAUUGGUCUCCGCAAGUGGCAGUACGAUGUGUGGUCCCAUGACGUCACGCUGGCCAAUCACAUGGAGGCAGGAGGAGUGCCAGGGAGGGUUCACAUCUCCUUGGUGACGCUGGAGCAUUUGAAAGGCUCAUACAAGGUGGAGCCCGGAGACGGACAGAGCAGAGAUUCCUACCUAAAAGAACAUAAUGUGGUCACCUACUUGGUCAUCAACCCCAAGACUGAGAGGCACAGCCCACUUUUGGGUGUGCGCUCCCGACCCUCUCUGGAUGGGGGGAAGAUGAGGGCGUCCGUCAGGAUGACUCGAUACCUGGAGUCCUGGGGAGCAGCCAAACCCUUCGCCAACCUCCAUCAUCGAGACAGCCUGACUGCAGACAAUGGCAAGAUCAACACUACAGAUGUUCCUAUGGGGCAGUACUACUUCCAAAGACGAGAAAGAUCCAAAUCUCAAAGGAAGAGGUUUGAGGAAGAACUCAAUGAACGAAUGAUUCGGACAAUAGAUGGCAUCAACUCACAGAAACAGUGGCUGAAGUCUGAGGACAUCCAGAGGAUCUCAUUGUUCUUUCACAACAAAGCUCUAGAGAAAGAGUACAGAUCCACCACGUUACCUGCCUUUAAGUACUACGUCACCUGCGCCUGCCUCAUAUUCUGCUGUAUAUUCAUUGUGCAGAUCCUCGUCUUGCCCAAAACUGCUGUGCUGGGGAUCUCUUUUGGUCUGACAUUCCUGCUGUUGGCUUUGAUCCUUCUCCUUUGCUUCGCUGGUCACAUUUUGCAGGGUGGGAAGGGGUCCUUCUGCUCUCUGCCAUGGCUCCCGGCUUCCUCUCGCAUCAUCGUCACCAACAACCCCUGGCUGCGAUUGGUCCUCACCAUGACGACCACGGCUCUCAUACUGGUGAUGGCUGUGUUCAAUAUGUUCUUUGUGGAGGAUCCUGGAGGAUCUGCCGAGGACAUCCAGACAACAGCUCUCUCUGUGAAUGUGUCCAACAAUAGCCGGUCCCUCUAUUUGGAGGACAAAAACAAGUUUUACCUGCCGUACUUUAUCUACUGCUGUAUUCUGGGCCUGGUCUCCUGCUCGGUGUUCCUGAGGAUCAACUAUGAGCUGAAGAUGGUGGUGAUGCUGGUCGCCGUGGUGAUCUACAACAUCAUCAUCUUGCAGACACACGCCUCCCUGCUGGAUGGAUUCAACAAAGCGCUGUAUCCCACAGACAAGGCGGACAGACCAGGUGUGCUGAAGGAUCUGAAGACCAUGGGUUCUGUGUCUUUGUUCAUCUUCUUCAUCACUCUGCUUGUAUUAGCACGGCAGAAUGAAUAUUACUGUCGACUGGACUUCUUGUGGAGGGACAAGUUUAAGAGGGAGUGUGAGGAAAUUGAAACAAUGGAGAACCUCAACCGAGUCCUGCUGGAGAACGUCUUACCGGCACAUGUGGCUGAACAUUUCCUGGGACGCAACUGGAAAAAUGAGUGACCCAGUUACAGCUGUGGCAGCCACUCCUGGGGAGGGGAACCUUGCAUUGAAAGUCUUAGGAUUAUUCUGGGAGAAAUGUGGUGAGGAGACUCCAGGUUUCUACUGUCUUUGGCCAUUAGACACUGAAUGCACUGCGUAUUCUACAUACAAAUGUGGGCAGUUUUGUUGGCACCACUGGUAAAGCUGUGUCCAAAGCCUUAAAAUAAUUUAUUUUAUGGCAGUCGCAUAAAUACACAUUGAAAACAUUUUUUAUAAUCCUAUGUUAAUUUGAGUUUAUUGUUUUCCCUGCUGUUCAUACUUUGUACAACCUCCUUUUUUCCAGUAAUGCAGCUCAUAUUCUACUCCUGUAACAUUUCACACGCUUGGAGCAUACAGAGCUGGAACUUUGACUAUACCUAUUUUCAGUAUCUCUUUGCAUUAUCCAGAGUCCUGGGUCAUUUCUUAUGCUCUCUUCUCUCCAGCUCACCCCACAGGUUUCUAAAGGAUUUAGCUCUGGGGACUGAGCUGACCACAGAAGAAGGCUGAUAAUGUGUCUGGUGAACCAUUUCUGUGUUGAUUUGGUCACAUGUUUUGGAUUAUUAUCCUGUUAAAGAGUCCGCCAGAUAUUUGUUUAAAAUCUCCUUUUAUUUUAAAGAGUUCAUAAUACCAUGCACUCUAACAAGGUUUUCAAGGCCUUCAGAAGAAAAACAGGCCCACAGCAUCACAGGUCCUCCUCUACUAUGCUUAUAAGCAGGCAUGAGGCGCAUUUACACACUCAUCCUCUGUUUGAUGCCAAACCCUGGAUGUUUGUUGCUAAAAUGAUCAAUCUUAGUCUCAUCUGAUUGCACCACACAGUUCCAAUUAAAGUCCUGGUAGUUUUGAGCAAACUGCCACAUGUUAACAUUUGUGAUGAUAGGAUAGAAACUUCCUGUCGUCUGGCAUGCUUUGCAAACAACCAACCGGCAUGUGGCACCUAAUGGUUGUUAUGGAGACUCGCUAACCCAGGAUGCCCUACAGCUUUUCUUGUGCCUCCUUUACCACCAUGUUCACUUUGUGUGCUGGCAAGACAAAAAUAGGUCUGAAUAGUGGCUGCAAGGGAAGGGACUCUGUGUCAAAUCAUAAAUAUACCGAAAAGAAAGAGAACGUAGUGGUUUGCUAGAUAGAAGUUUCUAGAAAAUGUGAUCUAAGAAAUAAAGUUGUAAUUUAAGGAACACUUGAGUUACAUUUAUUUUAAGGAUAUUAUCACCAGUGGUUUUGGUAAGAACAGUUUUAUAGUAUGGGACUUUUAUCCACCAUAAAUUAAUGUAGUCAAAUUUAAGGUGGAAUUUUCCCAUUUUUAUUGUGAAAUUAUGCUGCUACAAUAAAAGGUGAUUUGUUUUUUACCAUGGGUGCCAAUAAAUGUGUCCACAUUUAUAUGCUGCUAUUAAUGUUGUUUUCCUAACUUGAAAGAUGAUGCCUUCUUGCUUACAAAACAUUUCAUUCUGUAAGGGUCACCAAAGUUGCUCUGUUCUUACGUCUGUCGUUCUAAAGAUGAACUCCUCUAUUUUUCAGCUGCCACAGGGACCAAGCGUCCCUGCUGAGAUGAUUAAAGCUUCUUCCUAUUUAUUUAACGUCUAAGUGUCAGUGUUCAGAGUGAGGCAUUUAGGUAAUGGAUUUUUUCUUUAGUUUUGUAAAGCCCACUGAGACCACAGGCUAUUUCUCUUCAUCUUUCUGGCACGGGUGCUUGUUCGAUACGGCCCAUCCAGCUGUUAUCUUCUUCUCGCUUGU